AUGGGAUUGGCGCUGCAGCAACGAUUUGAGGCGCAAAAGGAAAUCAGGGUUCGCCGCAUCGCGCAUGUGCUCAACACCUUUUACCCCGACGACUUAAACAGGAAGGCUCGGACUGCGACAUUUUGCGCCCCGGGCCACGAGUGUCGCACGUAUCGCGUCGGAUGCCUCGUGGUGAUGUUUUGGUGGGGCGAGCUGGGAAAAAGUCCUUCGCGCUUACCCUCGGAGAUCAACAACUGGGUCGAGAAGACGCAAGACGGAAACGGACUGUUUGACAAGUUUCAUGAGAAAAACUUUGCGCGACCUGUCAACAACGGGCCAUUUGAAAAGGACAUGGAUAUGGGCAUUGCCGAAGACUUCAUGCCGGCCUACAUCGUGAGCGCCAUCCGGGUGGACAAGGCCGAGAUGCCAUGCCAUCAGCAGGGAAUAUCAGCCCCGCAAGUUGGCGGUCACGUCCGCAAGCUGGAGUGGCUUGACACACGCAAAAGGGGCUCUAUGGAGUCGACGUGCUACGCGGUGAUGGAUGGAUCUGCGUCGAUGGGCAGCGUCCACGUCACGCUCGUGGCGAAGGACUCAAGCUCACAGGAAGCUGAGGUGCCGCUGCCGUGCUUAUGCAAACGACUGCAAGUUCACAUUCUUUCUCCAUGCCAACCGGGUGAUACACAUUUACGUCUACUUUCAGUGUCCAGGUGGCCAGAGGGUACUGCUGGACGACCUUAUUUCCUGAUCCCAAGGACGGGGAACGACCCGACCCUUACGAUAAUGUUAUUUGGGAUGGUUGGCGCAUCGGUCGCGGAAAUGCAUGGAAAGCCGAUCCUCUAUGCGGCAAGGAAGCGGGUGGCCGAUCGGAUCGUUUACGGGGAAGCUAUCCAACUCGGCAACUGCGCCAUC
Mesorhabditis spiculigera is the source of this 888-nucleotide messenger RNA. Lineage: Eukaryota; Metazoa; Nematoda; Chromadorea; Rhabditida; Rhabditidae. The record is from the annotation of a GenBank genome assembly.